Messenger RNA from Canis lupus familiaris (dog), 2208 nucleotides. It is a transcript of the gene BAAT, whose product is annotated as bile acid-CoA:amino acid N-acyltransferase. NCBI's taxonomy places the organism in Eukaryota, Metazoa, Chordata, Mammalia, Carnivora, Canidae. Bases 405 to 1673 code for a protein of 422 amino acids. The transcript has 4 exons. Gene Ontology annotation, cellular component: peroxisome. Gene Ontology annotation, molecular function: fatty acyl-CoA hydrolase activity. The record is from RefSeq and is a predicted model, not a curated record. Gene Ontology annotation, biological process: fatty acid metabolic process; acyl-CoA metabolic process.
CAUUGUUACUAGUCAUACAGGCCCAUCAUGUUCUCAUAUUUGCCUUCCCAGGUACCUUCACUCUCAUUAUCAUUACAUGUAUCAUCAGGCCAUUGUUCAAGGUCCAAAGUCUUCUCCAGACAUGUGUGCUGAGGUCUCUUUAUUCAAGGACCAGGGCUUCUUGAAGAUACUUUCUUUCACUCUGACCUAGCACCCAGUUCCUUACUACUGCUAGCCCUUUCCCCUUGUUCUACUGUGACCUCAGAACUGCUAGAUCCUUGGUUUGGGGCCGCUGCAACAGUGAACCCACCCACCUGGCGGACCACCCAACUUCAGACCCUUGAUCCUCGUCUUGACCAGGCACUUUCUCCCAUCACAGUUUUACGGCAAACAUUACUGAGAAUCAUCCAAAGUGUCACAUUGUGAUGAUGAUUCAGCUGACAGCUACCCCCACAAGUGCACUUAUUGAUGAGCCAGUGCAUAUCCGAGCUACAGGCCUGCCUCCCUUCCAGAUAGUGGUUCUUCAGGCAACACUGAAAGAUGAAACGGGGAACCUGUUUCAUUCUCAUGCCUACUAUAAGGCUAAUGAAGUUGGUGAGGUAGACUUGGAGCGUGCCCCUUCACUUGGAGGUGACUAUGUAGGAGUCCACCCUAUGGGUCUCUUUUGGUCCUUGAAACCUGAAAAUAUUUUAACUAAAUUGUUGAAAAGAGAUGUGAUGAAUAGCCCCUUCCUGGUCCAAAUAAAACUUUAUGAUUCAAAUUUACCAUUAAUUCACAUCCCCACCACUGCUCCAAAAGUCAGCCUGACUUUGGAAAGGUGGUACACAGCGCCUGGUACCAAACGGAUCCAAGUUCGAGAAGGCCACAUUCGGGGAACCCUCUUUCUCCCUCCUGGAGAGGGCCGUUUCCCAGGGGUAAUUGACUUGUUUGCUGGUGUUGGUGGACUGAUUGAAUCUCGGGCCAGUCUUCUGGCCAGUCAUGGCUUUGCCACCUUGGCCUUGGCUUAUUGUGACUAUGAAGAUCUGCCCUCCCAACCAGAAAAGACAGAUUUAGAAUAUUUUGAGGAAGCUGUCAACUUUCUCCUAAGACAUCCUAAGGUCCUUGGCCCAGGCGUUGGGAUAGUUUCCAUAAGCAAAGGUGCAGAGAUUGGACUCUCCAUGGCUAUUCACCUAAAACAGGUCACAGCCACUGUGCUUAUUAAUGGGCCCAACUUUGUAAUUAGAAUUCCACAGGUAUAUCGUGGACAGAUAAGUCAGCCCUUGCCUUUCUCCCCACAACUACUAUCCAUCAAUGCCUUAGGGUUAGCAGAGUUCCAGCACAACUUUGAGGAAGCUAGAAAUGAAGCCAAUGAGAAUUUUCUUCUCCCCAUUGAAAAGGCCCAGGGACAUUUCCUUUUCAUUGUGGGAGAAGAUGAUAAGAAUCUCAACAGCAAAGCAUAUGCCAAGCAAGCCACAGAGCAGUUGAGAAGAAACGGGAAGAACAAUUGGACUUUGCUAUCUUACCCUGGGGCAGGCCACCUAUUAGAGGCUCCCUACUCCCCACUGUGCUGUGCCUCCAAGAUCUCCAGUCUCCACCUAUUCAUCCACUGGGGAGGAGAGGUGACCCCACAUGCCAUUGCACAAGAGCACUCUUGGAAGGAGAUCAAAAAGUUCCUCAGGAAGCACCUCCUUCCAGUUGUAACCAGUCAACUUUGAGAAGAGAGGAUAUUCCUUAGAAACAGAGAAGCAAUACCGGAUUUUCAGGGAACAAUGUCUUUGAUUUCCUAUUGUAGGACGUUAUACUAAGAGAAAGCAAGAGGGUGACAGUGGCCAUGUCUUGACUUUGGAAAGGGAAAAUGGUUUCCACUUAAUCUGGUAUCACACACACAGAGUUUUAUAUUUUUAAAGAUAAAUUUAGGGCUCAACCUGUCCUAAAAUAUUCUGGUUUAUAAUUAUAGCAAUUAUCUGGCAGAAAAAAAUUACCAGAACGAAUGUCAGAAUCCCCUGGUUUGUAAAACAGACAUGAGGAAAAUCAGGUGCUGAUAUUUAUUGUUUUCUUAAAACUCCAAUGAAAUAUGUUUAGAUUUCUCAUAUUUGAAAAUAUGCUUGUGGUUCCUGGUUACUUCAUUGUCAUUGAAAAACUAGAGCUGGGUAAAUGAAUUUAUUAUUUUAAGGCAGUAUGGAAGCUGAUACGGAGGUUACAUGAUUGAGUCGGCCUACAAUCAAUAAUUCAACAAAAGCUAAUAAAAGA